CGCAAAGGCGAGUAAAAUUCAACAGAGCACAAUCGCUGAAGGUGCCUCUAACGAUCUGCUCUAACCAGUUCAACCGCUCUAUGGAAAUGCGUUCACGCCUCUAAACUGGUCCGAAACCGGAAGAAGUUCGAUCGCCAUGUGUCGUGCUUUGUUUCAAUGAAGAUUUCGCGGAGAUGUGUACGAGUUCAAUAAGGAUAAAUUACUGAACAAAAUGGAGAAACCUGCUUGGACCGACCAUCCCCAAACCAUCCACCAACCGAAAAACUCAUCCUAACCCCCGCAAACUCGACCGAUGCUUUCUCCCGCCAUGGGCACCGACAAACCCAAACGAAAACCCCCCCGAAAGGCACCGCAGUACGGCCAGCCGACCUCAUACGCAUGCGUCCUGACGGCCGCCAUCUUGUGCUACGCGAACGGCCUGCGAGGUGACUUCGUGCACGACGACAUUCCCGCCGUGACCUUGAACAAGGACGUGCUGGCUGUCAACCCGUUGGGUCACGUGUUCGGCAACGAUUUCUGGGGCACGCCCAUGAGUGACUCGCACAGCCAUAAAUCCUACAGGCCUCUCACCACUCUCACGUUCAGGAGCAACUAUACACUGUUCGGUCUGAACCCCCUGUGGUUCCACCUGACCAACGUAUCUCUGCACGCAUUGGCGUGCGUUCUCUUCACGAGGGCGUGUCUACAGGUGGCCGGACUAAGGCCGCCUUUCGCUACCCUCGCUGGUCUUCUUUUCGCCACGCACCCUAUACAUACCGAGGCGGUGACUGGCAUCGUAGGAAGAGCAGAUGUUUUGGCCUGUGUAUUUUUUCUUAUAUCGGUUCUGUCUUAUCAUGGUUCUGAAGACGGCAAACACCACACUUGGAUCAGCACAUUUUUCGGCGGACUCAGCAUGCUGGCCAAAGAAACCGGUAUCACCGUAUUUCUGCUCAAUUUGGCUCACGACUUUUAUCUCCACUGGCCCAGUCUCAGAAGGACGCUGACUGAGAUGAAAUGGAAUAGAGGGUCCCUACAGGUUGCGAACAGAGCAUCUAGAAUUCUAACAUCGCUUGGAAUACUUUUGGCUCUACGAUUAGCCAUUCUACAAGGAUCUCUGCCCAAAUUUUCUCAGCAAGACAAUCCUGCUGCAUUCCAUCCUUCAAUAUACGUGAGAUUCCUGACGUUUUGCUACUUGGCAGCAUUCAACUGGUGGUUGCUUAUAUGCCCUUCGACUUUGUCCCACGAUUGGCAAAUGGGAUCUAUCCCAGUAGUCAGCUCUGUGAAUGAUUCCAGGAAUUUUCUCACCCUUUUCUGCUUUCUUGUUCUCAUAUUAUUAGCUGUCAAGAGUAUAUCGGAAUUAGAGGACCAAAAACAUACACCUGUGGUAUUGGGAUUGUGUCUGCUGGUUUUCCCUUUUCUACCUGCCACCAAUUUGUUUGUUACUGUAGGAUUUGUGGUAGCUGAAAGGGUCCUUUAUAUUCCGAGUCUGGGAUAUAUCCUGCUUGUGGCUUAUGGUAUCCAGCUGUUGUGGGAUAAACAAGUGACACACAGACAGACAGUUGUGAGUUUAACGAUCCUGUUGCUCGUUACAGGAUGUCUCAGGACGAUAGCCAGGAAUAGAGAUUGGCGAUCAAGAGAAUCAUUACUAAGAGCAGGCUUAAUGAUGCUACCUCACAACGCCAAGAUGCAUUACAAUUACGCCAAUUUUCUCAGGGAUUCGAGUAGAACCGAAUUAGCGAAAAGCCAUUACCACACGGCCCUGAGGUUAUGGCCAUCCUAUGCAAGUGCUCACAACAACUUGGGAACAUUGCUGAGCGACAUGACAGAAGCGGAAAAUCAUUUUCUUGCAGCCAUACGUCAUUCAUCAGAUCACGUGAAUGCUCACUAUAAUCUAGGUCGACUGUACAGAAAAUACAACAGAACAUCCGAUUCGGAGAAUAUGCUGAGUAAAUGCGUGAUGCUAGAACCGAAGUUCACUGCUGCAUAUGUAGAGCUAACAAAAUUAUUGGGACCAGACGAUCCAAAACUAUACCAGCUGCUUCAACAUGCUUUGCAAAUCAAUCCAGAAGACCCCUUCUUUGGUACUCAGCUAGCAUACUGGUCCGAAAGAACAGGUGAUUAUCUACAAGCCCUUGUAUACUACUGGAGGUCAUUGAAAUCUUCACCUCAACACCAAGAAGCUGUGAAUGGUGCUUGCAAACUUCUGAGGAAGUUUGGGCAAAAAUCCAGGCUGUUUCAACUACUAACAAGGUGGCAGUUGAUACGAAGGAUACGAAUAGGAGAGGUUCUUUCAAAUCCUGGCAUAUAUUUACAAGAGUGGCGCCUGAAAACUGAGCUCAGAAGUAGAGCUAAAGUAUACGAUGAUGAUUCAUUUUAUGGGAACAACGUCGUUAUUUCCGCAUUCAAUUCCAGCGACCACUCAUCUGAAGAGAGCGAAAGUGACGAAACGUCGUUGGGCGAGUGGCCAAAACAGUUGGAGAAAAAGUCUGACGGGACCAUGCCGAAUCCAGAGGGCCUUGAAAAUCAACGCAAAGAUUACAAGCGGGCUCCCUUGAUGGUCCAUAGUUUAUUGGACAGUGUUUGAGAUUAAGCGUUAUUUAAUUGCCAAUAAAUUUU
This is a messenger RNA of Phaedon cochleariae (mustard beetle), 2595 nucleotides long. The record is from the annotation of a GenBank genome assembly. NCBI's taxonomy places the organism in Eukaryota, Metazoa, Arthropoda, Insecta, Coleoptera, Chrysomelidae.